Molecule: messenger RNA, 1994 nt
Organism: Centropristis striata (black sea bass)
Lineage: Eukaryota; Metazoa; Chordata; Actinopteri; Perciformes; Serranidae
Product: nuclear factor 7, brain-like
Exons: 1
Coding region: 10-1446 (478 amino acids)
Molecular function (GO): protein binding; zinc ion binding
Source: RefSeq, a predicted model, not a curated record
CACUUUAAAAUGUCUGAGAAAAUUACUGUUGUUGAAAGUUUCCUGAGCUGCCAUGUGUGUUCAGAGACUUUCAGAGAUCCUGUGUCUCUGAGCUGCAACCACAGCUUCUGUUCAAGCUGCCUGCUGAAAUUCUGGGAACAAACUGAAAACAAAAAUUGUCCCAUUUGUAAAAGAAAAUCAUCAAAUAUUCCUCCUCUGAACUUUGCUCUGAAGGAACUGGCUGACUCCUUUGCUGGGAGACAGAAAUCUGGAUCAUCUGAGACAAAAAAAGAAGAGAAGAAGCUGGAGGUGGUGUGUAGUAAACAUCCAGAAGAGCCUAGAUUGUUCUGUAAGGAUGAAGACAGAGCUGUGUGUCCUGUCUGUGAGUUUUCUCUCCACCAGAGUCACAAAGUGGUUCCUAUAGGACAAGCAGUCAGUGACUUGAAGUACCUGUUGAAAUCUGACUUACAGUCUCUGCAGGACAAGAGGGACAAAUACAAACAAGUGGAGAAAACAUACAAUGAAGUGAUUGAACACUUCAAGAAGCAGCUGCUGUCCACAGAGAGACAGAUCAGAGCAGAGUUCAACAAGCUCCACCAGUUCCUGAGAGAGGAAGAGGAGUCCAGACUGGCAGCUCUGAGGGAGGAAGAGGAGCAGAAGGGGAAGACUAUCAGCAGAGAGAUGAAGAGGAUUCAGGAGCAGAUCUCCUCUCUGUCAGACAGUAUCUCUGCUGUUGAAGAAGAGCUGCAGAAACACAACGUGCCAUUCCUCAGCAGUUAUAAAGCCACUCAGACCAGAGCCAGAGUCCAGUGCUCACUGUCAGAUCCACAGCUGCUCUCAGGAGCGCUGAUAGAUGUGGCCAAACACCUGGGCAACCUGUCCUUCAGAGUCUGGGAGAAGAUGAAGGAGAAGGUCCACUUCAGUCCUGUCAUUCUGGACCCAAACACUGCAAACCCCUGGCUCUAUCUGUCUGAUGAUCUGACCAGUGUGAGAAAUGAAGACACAAAGCAGCAGCUUCCUGACAAUCCAGAGAGAAACACUAACUAUGUCAAUGUUCUGGGCUCUGAGGGCUUCAGCUCAGGGAAACACAGCUGGGAGGUGGAGGUGGGAGAUCAUCCUCGCUGGUUUGUAGGUUUAGUUAAAGAGUCAGCUGACAGGAAGGGGAAGAGCUCUGCUACACCAGAAUAUGGAAUCUGGUGUUUAAGGCAUGGUGAUGGAAAAUACACUAAUGUUGUUGGUCAGACUGUCAAAGUGAAGAAGAGACUCCAGAGGAUCAGAGUCCAGCUGAACUAUGACAAGCGGAAGGUCUCCUUCUACGACCCUGAAGACAUGACUCACAUCUACACUCACAUCUGCACUCACAGACACACUUUCACUGAGAAACUCUUCCCAUAUUUCAGUAUUGGAGAGGCUGGUGAUGCUAAAACUGCUGAUAUCAAAAUCUGUCCAACAGAUUUUUCUCUGUAAUGUUCAGGAAUGUUAAUGUUUGUUCAGACUUUAUUCUGAUUUCAUCAUCUAUCUAGAUCUCAGUGGGAUCAUUUAAAGAAAGAAGUUGUAAAUAUAAGGGUGUUUCUGCAACUACGGUCACUUUUGACUCUCCCAAAUUAAAAAAAUCAACCUCGAUGAAUUUCAAUUUUAUCAGAGUCUGUAAUACAUUAGCCUGGCUAACACCAGACCAAAUCUCAUUGGAGAUUAGGUCUGGACACGUUCAAUGCUUUUCUCCGUAGAGGAGGUGUGGUUUACGAUCCUCCGGAGCCGUUUAUUGGGCGCUUAGAAUGUCUAUCAAAGCGUCUGUAGGUAGCUCUUAGCCAAUCAGAUCAGUUAUACCAGAUGACGUAGUAGAGCAACACAAAUGGAUGUUUGUUGUGUGUGUGUCUGUGAGAGAGUGUUGCUGCUGCUUUGCUUCUCCAGUUCUCGCUUUCUGCAAGAUUAUUUAUUUUCACGUUUUAUUCCCCCUCAUGUCAUUCUGCCACACACAUCCACUGAUUUUAUGGGCAACAAACAAGCUGCUGCGG